Phanerochaete carnosa HHB-10118-sp is the source of this 2130-nucleotide messenger RNA. RefSeq lists its product as uncharacterized. Bases 807 to 2015 code for a protein of 402 amino acids. The transcript is spliced from 9 exons. The record is from RefSeq and is a predicted model, not a curated record. Gene Ontology annotation, cellular component: cytoplasm. Gene Ontology annotation, molecular function: 2-oxoglutarate-dependent dioxygenase activity. Lineage: Eukaryota; Fungi; Basidiomycota; Agaricomycetes; Polyporales; Phanerochaetaceae.
GACCUCGCUUGAUACUUAUUCUGGAGUAUCACGAGAAUUACUUUGUUACUACCCAGAUCAUAUCCUGUAGAAUGCCUCUCUCGCUCUGCAAGCUUGUUUGACCAGCACCAGCCAUCGACCACCACGAUCAAGCUGUUAUUCUACUGCCUUCAAUUUACACAUGUUUGUUGAACCAUAUACUGCGAGCAUGUUCUAUCAUCGUCUCCGAGAUCAACGGUUCCGGAUCUCGCCCUGUGUACCCUUGUCAGCUGUAACGAGCUGUCACGGUAUCUCGAUGGAUGGAUUCCCCGCUGAACAAUUUAGUCAAAGACGGAGUUGCAAGGCAUCGCGAACUUUUUUUUUCGACAACAUGAGUCCAUGGCCCUUGAAGCUUGAAGCUUAAAGUCUGAGUCUCAGCAUACGCCGAGAGGAGACGGCGCGAUCGUAUCACUUGGGCCGAUCCUUCAUACACGAAUCUGCGUAGAUCCAACGGGUGCAGAUAAGUAGGCUCAGUGAUUAUCAUGUCUGCCGCGAUGAUGGUGUUCACCUCGCGCAAUGCGCCUCUGACGCCUUUCCGCAGGUACACCGAAGACAUGUAUGGACAAAUUCAUCGGCCAACACUCUGCAAAACGAUAGUUUCCCCGCUCGCGCUCGUAAUCUGGAAGUUUGUAGGCAAUUGUGUGCCCUCAUGACGGUAAAUCACGUGUGCUGUCGCCAUUCCCAUUUCCAUUCACGCAACGCCCCCUCACACGCUGAUAGUUAUCGGAUUGCUUAUAAGUCGAUGGACGACGCUGGGCGUACGACGUACUCUACCGUCUCUGAGCACCAUGGCACCGGUCGCAACUACCGAAAAGAGCAACGGAUCGUCCAACGGCGCUUCCGCCAAGUUCGUGGCUGCGAAAGUCUUCAACCCCUUCUAUUCCCCGCCGGCUCCUGAAGGCGAUGACAAGGACUACAAACUUGCACAAUACAAGCCUCGCUUCCCCGACAUUAAAUGGCCGCCCCUCGAGGAACAGGAAGUUGUCGAGCGUGCCCAAUUUGCGGAUCCAGAGAAAAAGGCAUUGUUCUCAGCGGCAACCAAGGUCCAGCACCUGACACCUGCUAUCGGAACGGAAAUCCAUGGGAUCGAUCUCAGGCAGUUGACGAGCCAACAGAAGGACGAGCUGGCCCUCCUCAUUGCUGAGAGGGGUGUAGUGUUCUUCCGCGACCAAGACAUCAAUAUUCGUGAAAUGCUAGAGCUCCACCGCCACUACGGUCCUCUCCACAAGCACGCCACUACGGGUAUCCCUCGUGAACCUGGUCUGGAGGAGGUGCACGUGGUCUACAACGAUGCUUCUCGCCGGCCUGAUCCCUCUGCAUUCUCCAAGAUUGAUCUGUGGCACUCCGAUGUGACUUACGAAAUUCAGCCACCUUCCUACACCGCACUCAAGGUCAUCGAGGGGCCUCCCUACGGAGGCGACACCCUGUGGUCCUCGGGCUACGCACUAUACUCGUCCUUCAGCCCCUUCUUCCAAAAGUACCUCGAGUCCCUGUAUGCCGUACACAGCGCUGUCGCACAAGCCGACGGCGCGCGUGCGGCAGGACAGACGGUCCGUCGCGAGCCCGUCGAGAACGUCCACCCUAUCGUGCGUGUCAACCCCGCGACGGGCUGGAAGUCGAUCUAUGUCAACCCAGGUUUCACGCGCCGCAUCGUCGGCGUGCCCAAGUCCGAGUCCGACGCGAUCCUGAGCCUGCUCUUCCACCAGAUGAGCGAAAACCCAGACUUCCAGGUGCGCUUCCGCUGGGAGCCGAACUCGAUCGCCGUCUGGGACAACCGGGCCGUCACGCACUCGGCGACGUUCGACUUCUGGCCGCACAUCCGGCACGCCCUGCGCGCCACGCCGCAUGGCGAACGCCCGCUGUCCGUGGCCGACUACGAGGCGAAGACAGGCAAGGAGGCCAAGGACCGCCAGCUCGAGGUCUGGAAGCAGGCCGGCCUGCCGCUGCCGGAGACCGCAGAGCUCGGCAAGAACGCCCCUCGCGGAUACAACGACUGAGAUGGCGCCCUGUGGAAAUGGAACGCGGACGCUGUUGGUGUAUUUCUAGGCCGUGCGCUUGUUGUACGAAUGCGAUUCGGACGGGUGGAAUAGAAAAAUGUUUUUUUUUUUUUUU